GCAGUUCGGCUGAUGGAUAGCGACGUGGACCAAUGGGGUGGCGGGAGGGAGGUGGGCUGUAUGGUGUGGAACGUCCGGAGUGCCUAUGUUGGAACGCCGGUGUGUGUAGCCGGCAGUGUAGCGACUAGUGUCGCGCGUGGCUCGGGGCUACCACCUGGAUUCAGGUACAGUGAACAAGGACAACUCCCUACCACUCAAUGGCUCUGCAGUUACUGCACUGAGGAAGGAGACAGCUUGGAGCCAUUCACUGCAGAGAAGAAGGCACCGUUAGCUUUAUCCUGAUCACUUGAUUGCUGCCACGGUUUGGGACUGUGCUGUUGCACCCAGAGGCAACGGUUACCUGCUCAGAACUUUCUGAUCACUCCCGCACACCUGCAUACUGCUAGAGAAACUCAGUUCAGACUAAACCCUGAAUUAAAGUUUUGCACUUUAGAGUUAAUAAUUCAGAGUGAAAUAGUUGUACGUAAGCACUGCCACUGGCUGUUGUCCUGACCUUUUUUCAGCCGAGUUUUUUUGAAGUUUGUAUUAUAGACAUAGUCGGAAAAUGGUUUGGUCCAACAAAAGCCUCCACGCUCUUCUGUUACUUGGAUUGUUGCUGUUAUGUUGUCUAUCAUCAACAUAUGACAAGUUAUCUUGUCCCACUUGCAAAAAGAUAGCAAGCAAUUUCUUAAAGGCUGUAGAAGAUACCUCCAGAAAGAAUUUUGGUGGUGGAAAUACAGACUGGGAAGAAAGGUAUUUGUCAAAGUAUGAAUUCAGUGAGACCCGUCUUGUAGAGAUUAUAGAGUCCUUGUGUGAGAAUUCUGAAUUUGAAUGUAAUCUUAUGGUGGAAACCCAUGAAGAGUAUAUCGAGCGUUGGUGGUUCACAAUGCAGAAAAAUCAUCCUAAUUUCUUCCUCUGGUUUUGCGUGGAUACAAUUAAAGCUUGCUGUCCUGCUGGUACCUUUGGUGUCGACUGUGUUGAAUGUCCUGGCGGUGCUGAUAAACCCUGUAAUGGGCAUGGUUCAUGCAAUGGCGAUGGUACACGGACUGGUGAUGGCUCUUGUAGUUGUACCAAGGAAUACAAAGGCGAAGACUGUCUAGACUGUGCAAAUGGUUAUUACAGUGAAUUCCAGAAUGAAACCUAUUCUCUUUGCACUGCUUGUCACCUCGCCUGCAAACUGUGUACUGGUCCAUCGAGCAAGAAUUGCACUGAAUGUGCAAGUGGCUGGAUAGAAACUGGCACUAAUGAAGGUGGUGUUACUUGCGUAGAUGUUGAUGAGUGUUUGGCAGAAACCACACCUUGUAAACGACACACAUACUGUUCAAACACAGAAGGGUCCUACUCCUGUGAAGCUUGUGAUGUUGCCUGUGAUGCAUGUACUGGAGGGAGCCCAGAAGAAUGCAUCAAUUGUACAACUGGGUACACAUUGGAAGAGCAAAAAUGCAUAGAUGUAAAUGAAUGCAGCAUGGAUGAUAAAGUAUGUACACAUGAAAAUGAAGACUGUAUUAACACUGAAGGCAGCUUUAAAUGUGUGUGCAGUGAAGGCUACGAAGAACGAGAAGGAAUCUGUGUAGAAAUAAAAGUAUCAGCAGAAAUGAAGGAUUCUGAAGAUCAGAAUGUUGUCGAACCUGAAGCUCUUGCAGAUGUUGAUCCUCAUGAAGAUCUUUGACGCAUUGCUUAACAUAUUAAUUCUUAUAUAUAGAAAUCUGUGGUUAUAUUUUGAAAAAGACUGCUAUUGAUAAAUGAGAAACAAGUUAUUUUUCAACCAGAAAGUUGAACAUGUUGCCAAUGGGAUCUGUUUACAUUACCAAAAGCUGCCAGUUCCUGGCCUGUUUCCAUUUUCAACUCCUUGGGUCAAAAUGCUCUUGGUUUUUUUUGUGUCACAAGUGUUUAGUUUCACUUUGUCCUUUUUUAAUGGGAACAAAUUUGUCAAUAAAAGAAAGAAAAACUACUGUAGUGCUUUUGAUGUCUGUAUGUCUACCUGGAAGGUUAAAAGUUGUAACCUUGAUACAUGAUCUUUAUACGAAGAGCACUGAGUCUCAUUUCUGCAAAUUUAAAUUCUAAAUAGUUUUUAGUUGACCUUUGAAUGUACCUUUUUUUUUUGUUGUGAUUUUUAUACCUUUGUUUGCUACAGGUUGGAGUUGUUUUUAAAUGAACAUUAUAAAGUGGUAAUUCUGGUUUUCUCACUGUAACUACUAAUUUAAAUAUGAUCAGAUUGUCAUUUGAUCUCUGAUUCUCCUCAAUACUGACUCACUUGUUGGUCAAUUCCAGUAUUUUUCACUCAUUGCAGAUUUUGUUCAGUGUUGGUUCUCUCCCUGUUUCCCCGACUAACAUAAAAAGGUAUUGUUUAUAAUCAACCUGCAUUUGUAACUAUGAUCCUUGUGUUUGAUAUUAACAAUUCUGCAAAGUGAAAUCUUAUUUAAUAAUGUUUGUGGCACUCCUGCAUUCAAAUGGCUUAACGUAAUAUUAAAUAUGUGUCAAUUGUCUCAAAUAUGUUGUAGGUAUGUUGGAAUAGAGAAUUCUUGGGGUUGCAGUUAAUUGGAAAAUUGACAUUCAUUUUCGAAUCUCUAAUCCAUAUUUAUAUUUAAUGCAAGAAUUAAGUUUGUGGGCUUGUGUAAAUAGCUUUGUGUACAAAACAAACAUGUUGAACAGAGAAUAUUCCUGUCUAUUUUGCACUGUUUCACUUGUGUACCUUUACAAAACUGGGCAUCCAGCAUCAUAAGCUACUUUGCUGUGUUGGGAGAUUGGAGCCGUUAUUAAAUCUGCUGUGUUGUCAGUAAAUAUGAGUUUGUUAUCAAGGAGUCAAAGCAAAGAUGGAAUCAGUGAGAGUCUGGGCAAAACUCUCAUUUGGUUUAGAGUUGUAACAAAUACAUAAGAACUUGGUUGUAGUUGCCAAAAGUCCAUGGACAUCACUGCAAGAGUUCCUCAGGGUCAUGUUCUUGCCCAAACAGCUGCUGUAUCAAUGAACUUUGUUCUGUCAUGAGUUCAGAAUUGGGAACGUUGUGCAAUCAUUAGCAAAAUGUUCAGCACCAUGCGCUAAAGUAGCUUCUGUUCAUACACAGCAAUACCUGGACAACACUUAGGUUUGAGCUGAUAAUUGGCAAGGAACAUUGGCUGGCAGUUGUGUAAUUAAUGACCAUCUCCAAGAAGAGACUAUUUAACCAUCGCCCCUUGCCAUUCAAUGGAACUGCCAUUGUUGAGGAAAGCUAAUAGAAUGUUAUCAUUUAUUGCAAUUUAAUUAAAAUACACAAAAUUCUGAGGGGUCUUGACAGGGUAAAAGUGGAAGAGAUGUUUGCUUUUAGCAGGAAAUCUAGAAUCACUGUUUAAAGGUUAUCCACCAAAGCAGCAUUGAAGUGAAAUGUUUCUGUGAGCAUAGUGAGUGUUUGGAACUCUGCUUCCAUUCUGCUGUUUCAGGAAGAAAGUCCUAAACUAUUUAUAAGGCAGAGGUAGAUAGAUUCUAAUGGCGAUAAAAGCUGGUCAGAGGCUAGAAAUUCUGGGGCGAAUAACUCCCCUCCUAGCUUAGAGUCAUAGAGAUGUACAGCAUGGAAACAGACCCUUCGGUCCGACCCGUCCAUGCCGACCAGA
Chiloscyllium plagiosum (whitespotted bambooshark) is the source of this 3564-nucleotide messenger RNA. RefSeq names its product CRELD disulfide isomerase 2 (gene creld2). NCBI's taxonomy places the organism in Eukaryota, Metazoa, Chordata, Chondrichthyes, Orectolobiformes, Hemiscylliidae. The record is from RefSeq and is a predicted model, not a curated record. Gene Ontology annotation, molecular function: calcium ion binding.